AUGCUAAUGAGUGAGGAUGGGCGCUCCUGGACCCCACAAGGUCCUGGGUUCGAUCCUGGCUCCUCCACUUUCCGAUACGAGUUGCCCGUGGUCAAGGUCACGUGGCCCGAGAAAACUGUGACAAGAUCUCAUGCAUACCUCAUGGGCAAGCCUACCUUUCGUGCUCUCGAAUUAUUGGGUCAUGGCAUGCGUGGCUACGUGGCCUACGAGUGCGAGACGGGUCGUUUCGUGUGGCUCAAGGACAUGUGGCGCGCGUCCUACAUGCUCACCAAGACCGAAGGCGAAGUUCUUUGGAAGCUCAACGCUGCCGGGGUGUCUCAUGUGCCUACUCUCGUCUGCGACGGCAACGUGCACGAUCAAGCUACGAUCACUGCGUACUGGUGGGAGCGCAUACAGGCUCGUUCUGACACUCUCUAUCGAUCGACGCCAGUCCGUUCUUCAUAG
Messenger RNA from Dichomitus squalens LYAD-421 SS1, 444 nucleotides. RefSeq lists its product as uncharacterized. The record is from RefSeq and is a predicted model, not a curated record. NCBI's taxonomy places the organism in Eukaryota, Fungi, Basidiomycota, Agaricomycetes, Polyporales, Polyporaceae. The coding region runs from base 1 to 444 and encodes 147 amino acids. The transcript is spliced from 3 exons.